GACUACAGUCUUGGUGAAUCUCUGCCGUUUGGUCUUUGUGUUUCCACAGCAACAGAAGAACCUGGAUGGUUACGUGGGCUUCGCCAACCUGCCCAACCAGGUGUACAGGAAGUCUGUCAAACGGGGCUUUGAGUUCACCCUGAUGGUGGUGGGAGAAUCCGGUUUGGGGAAGUCCACCCUCAUCAACUCCCUGUUCCUCACGGACCUGUAUUCCCCGGAAUACCCGGGGCCAUCCCACCGGAUCAAGAAGACCGUGCAGGUGGAACAGUCCAAGGUGCUGGUAAAGGAGGGGGGGGUCCAUCUGCUUCUCACCAUCGUCGACACCCCAGGGUUUGGUGAUGCCGUGGACAACAGCAACUGCUGGCAGCCCGUGAUCGAUCACAUCGACAGUAAGUUCGAGGAUUACCUCAACGCAGAGUCCCGCGUCAACAGGAGGCUGAUGCCCGACAGCAGAGUGCACUGCUGCCUGUACUUCAUCGCCCCCUCUGGCCACGGGCUGAAGCCGCUGGACAUUGAGUUCAUGAAGCGGCUCCACGAGAAGGUCAACGUCAUCCCGCUCAUCGCCAAGGCCGACACACUAACGCCCGAGGAGUGCCAGCAGUUCAAGAAGCAGAUAAUGAGGGAGAUUCAGGAGCACAAGAUUAAGAUCUAUGAGUUUCCUCAGACGGACGAUGAGGAGGAGAACAGGCUAGUGAGGAGGAUCAAGGACCGCUUGCCUCUGGCUGUUGUUGGUAGCAACACCAUCAUGGAGGUUGAGGGGAAGCUGGUUCGAGGGAGGCAGUACCCCUGGGGCGUGGCAGAAGUGGAGAACCCUGAUCACUGUGACUUCACCAUCCUGAGGGACAUGCUCAUCAGGACCCACAUGCAGGAUCUGAAGGACGUGACCAACAACUUCCACUACGAGAACUACCGCAGCCGGAAGCUCGCUGCGGUGACCUGCAACGGCGUCGACAACAACAAGAGCAAGGGUCAGCUGACCAAAUUUGACACAAGUGAAGGCAUGAGUCCCCUGGCGCAGAUGGAGGAGGAGAGAAGGGAUCACGUGACGAAGAUGAAGAAGAUGGAGAUGGAGAUGGAGCAGGUGUUUGAGAUGAAGGUCAAAGAGAAGAUCCAGAAGCUGAAAGACUCAGAGGCUGAGCUGCAGCGGCGUCAUGAGCAGAUGAAGAAGGGCCUGGAGGCGCAGCACAAGGAGCUGGAGGAGAAGAGGAGGCAGUUUGAGGAGGAGAAGAGCGGCUGGGAGGCGCAGCAGCGGCUGCUGGAGCAGCAGAAACUCGACGCCUCCAGGACUCUGGAAAAGAACAAGAAAAAGAAGAUCUUUUCAUAAAGGCGCUCAGGACCACCACGCCAUCAUGUGCCAUUUUCCCAGCCGGGGUUUUCAUUGCUCUGUUUUUGACCAAUAGCGUAUGUCCUGUUUGACUUAACACUGCUUGCAUGUGGGAGGGGCCAGAGCAGGACUGAGGAUGCGAUUGGUGGGGAGGCGUGAGUAUCUGCUAAAAGGGGGCGGUGCCCAGCUAUACUCCGCCCAGUCAUCCUGUUUCUAAGCAACUGUCUCACCGUACAGUCCAGCGAUUUAUACUGAGAACCUUUUCUGUGCUGAGCGAGCACCUUCUAUUCACUGCUCUCUGCCUUUCUCUCUGACACACACACACACACACACACACACUCACACACACAUCUUACAGGCUCAAACGCUCCUCAGACUUUUUAUAAUUAAUAACAGUUUUUUAUUGCUCCACCCUUAAAAAAAACAUAAUAAAAUAAAAAUGUACACUUUCUCCCCAUGUAUUGUAAUUUAAAUUAUCUAGCCAUGGAGUGGCAUGUAUAACUCUUUAUUCAUGUAACGUUUCCUUUAGGUUAUUAUAAUUAUUAUUUGUAUUUUUGUUAUUUUGUUGUCUUUCAUAUAUUGGCCCUGCUAUUGGGUUUUGUAUGCUAGAAACUCUGCGGGGGAAGGGGGGGUGUGUCUGUGUGCUGAGCCGUGCCAUUGGGCAGAGGGAGCGGGUGGGCGGGGCCUGCGGCUGUCAGGCCCCUCCCUCUUUCAGGCUGCACUGUGGAGCCGCCGCGUUUAGCUUCGUUUAUAAACCGCUCUUUUCUAUUUACGUUUUUUUCCCUUCGUUUUUUUUUGUUUGUUUGAUUGUAUUGUACAAAUUCACAUAAUAAACUUGUGAUGAAA
Molecule: messenger RNA, 2170 nt
Organism: Conger conger (European conger)
Lineage: Eukaryota; Metazoa; Chordata; Actinopteri; Anguilliformes; Congridae
Product: septin-7
Exons: 13
Coding region: 143-1324 (393 amino acids)
Biological process (GO): cytoskeleton-dependent cytokinesis; cilium assembly
Cellular component (GO): cell division site; septin ring; microtubule cytoskeleton
Molecular function (GO): GTPase activity; molecular adaptor activity; GTP binding
Source: RefSeq, a predicted model, not a curated record